This is a messenger RNA of Vespa mandarinia (Asian giant hornet), 2237 nucleotides long. It is a transcript of the gene Scgbeta, whose product is annotated as sarcoglycan beta. The record is from RefSeq and is a predicted model, not a curated record. Gene Ontology annotation, biological process: muscle organ development. Gene Ontology annotation, cellular component: sarcoglycan complex; sarcolemma. Lineage: Eukaryota; Metazoa; Arthropoda; Insecta; Hymenoptera; Vespidae.
AAAAAGAAGAGUUUAGAGUGGCAUUACAUGUAUAUAUCUUGCUCUAAGCAUAUAUUGCUUGAGUUAUACUACUAUUCUUCUACUACUACAUUACUACUACUAUUUCUAUUACUACACUACGCCUACACGCUAUAUAUAUAAUUUAUAUAUAUAUAUAUAUUUAUAUAUAUAUAUAUAUAUAUAUAUAUAUAUAUACGUGUUAUCUUUCGAAAAGCUACUAUUACAACGUAUAUAUGCGUUGAUUCUAUCGUCAGAAAAAAAAAGAGAGAAAGACAAUAGAGUUACAGGAUAGGGAAGGCAAAAUAUAUAUAUAUAUAUAUAAGGUAGACAGAGAGAGUGAGAGAGAGAGAGAGAGAGAGAGAAAAGAUAUGUAAAAGUGAAAGAGAAGUCGAAACGAACGACCUCGAUAUCUCGCGGACGAACAAGGCGAAUCGUAAAGCGGAAAGGCGGCUGUGCUGUCCGGAAUUCCGAGAUUAACGUUUACAAUGGAGCACGAACCUCACAAGGCACAGAAAGAGAGAGAGAGAGAGAGAGAGAGAGAGAAAGAGAGAGAGAAAUAGGGAGAGAGAUAGGGAGAUAAAGUGAUAGAGAGAAAAACAGAGAGAAAGAGAGUGAGAGAGAGAGGGAGGGAGACUGAAGAACUGGAUCCGUUUGUUCCUUCGGAAAAACGUUCAUUGAAAACAUCGUUGAUCUUUAGAUCAAAUUUCAAUAGGGAACAAACUGUUGUGGUGUACAACAUAAACGAAUCGAUUGGAUACAAUUUCUUGUUUGAUUUCUAUAUAUAUAUAUAUAUAUAUACAUAUAUACAUAUAUAUCGAAUAUAUCGACGAAAAGCAUCAUAAAUACUCAAUUCAAUGUCGGCCAUCAUCGAUGCCUGUGGAAACGACACUGGAUCACCUUCCAUGUCAAAAACGGAAGAUAAUUUAUCGAAUAGUGAUGGACCGUUGAUUAGAAAAAGCGUUCAUCAAAAUAGUAACAGCAGUCUUCGUAUAAGCUCCGAAAACGUUAAUGGAACGACAAUCGUCACCUCUCGUGGAUCAACACCGAUCGGUGAGAAAUCAACGAGGAAACGUUACUGCCUCUGGACGUUAACAUUUUUCUUAGCAAUAAUCGGCCUCUGUAAUCUAUUCUUAAGUAUCACGAUUAUCGCGGUAUUAAGAAUAAGUCAAGGUAUGGAGUCAAUGGAAAUGAUACCCGAAGAAAAUCUUGUGAAAUUUUAUGGUCGUACUGAUUUGGACAGAAUUUGUUUGCAAUCCGGUGUAUGCCAAAGUUAUGGUGACGAGCCAAUGGAGAUAUCAUCCGACGAUGCUGGUAUUAGAAUCGACGUGAACGAUAAAUUAAAUCCUGAAACAUCGCAACGUUCGCAAGUUGAAAUACUUCCAAAUGGUACGAGGAUUUCUCAAGUUCGUUCGUUCGAAAUUAAAGAUUUUCGUACCGGUGCUAUAUACUUUACCACAGACUAUCCAAAAUUUGGUCUUCCAAGUGGUGUUGAUAGAAUAGAUGUCAAAAUAGCACAGACCCAUAGAAUUACAUCGCCUGUUAACGAAAGCCUUGGGAUCAAUUCGGACGAUCGAAUUUCAUUGCACGGUGCCGAAGGGAUCAAAAUGGAAAGCAAAGAUAUUUUUUGGAAUGCAAGUAACGAUGUACUUCUUAAAAGUCUUAACGGGAGUAUCAUAUUUGAUAUGAAAAACGGUGUUAUCAUUGAUAUUAAUAAUAUACCUGUUGUACCGAUGUUCAUACAAAAUCCUACUGAUCAAGAACAAUUUAAAGUAUGCAUUUGCAUGCCCCAAGGUAAACUCUUUAAGGUUCCUGUACGUGCCGGGACCAAUCUAAGAUCUGCCAAUUGUGCUCGAAUCAGUAGAACUCCGGAAAAUGAUCCCUGUUUACGAUAAGAACUUUUAUAUACAUAUAUAUAUGUAUAUAUAUAUAUAUAUAUAUAUAUAUAUAUAUAUAUAUAUAUAUAUAUAAUUUAUAGCCUUUAGAUGCUUUAUUCAAUAACGGGUUAUGCUCGGAAAACCACAAAGAGAAAAACAAAUAAGAUCAUAUCAUAUUUCUAAGAUGUUCUAUAUCAAUAUAUCUUGGAAAAUUUCAUAUCCUUUUAGCUAAAUUAAUCAAAUCAUAAUAAUUAAUUAUUAAUCGACAAAAGAGAAUAACGAUACGACGAUCUUGAAAUUUUCGUGUCGCUGUUACAUAUCAAAAAAAAAAAAAAAAAUAAAAAUAAAAAAAUAAAAAAAAAA